This is a messenger RNA of Lacerta agilis (Sand lizard), 1384 nucleotides long. RefSeq lists its product as uncharacterized. Bases 71 to 1102 code for a protein of 343 amino acids. Lineage: Eukaryota; Metazoa; Chordata; Lepidosauria; Squamata; Lacertidae. The transcript is spliced from 6 exons. The record is from RefSeq and is a predicted model, not a curated record.
UGACUAGUACGUUGGUUUAACAGCAAAGCCAGAUCGUCUUCUCAGCACACGAUGCAAGAAGGUGCUUAAAAUGGACUUCCGCUUUUCUUUUCCCUUGCCAUGCGUGCUGGUGAUUCUGACCAUUACUGAUGGUGUGACCUGUAUGAACCUCAAACGGCUUUUUGGUGACACUGGUGGCAAUGUUUCUUUCCCUUUGAAAAUUAAAAACCUAAGUGACACCACAGUAAUGAAAGAAACAAACUGCUCUAAGCCGGAGAAUUUUACGAUGGACUGUUGCAAUGAUUGUGACAAAAGGCUGUGCUUGAGGAACGAGGUCGUAGAGAUGACGAAUUUAUCGGAAAACGAUGAGGGGAAAUAUACAUUUGCUUUUGGAAAUGACAGUGAAAUUUUCUUGCUCAAAGUGUGUGAGAAGCCUCCAGCUGUUUAUAUCAAUUGUCUACCUGAUGGAACAGCAAAUCUGUCCUGUGAAGCAGAUGGUCAAGUCAAUGAUGAAGUUUACUGGACUCGGAACGGGAGAAGAAUAAAUGAUGUUGAUGCUUGUGUGAAAGAUGGUGGCAAGAGCAUUAUUUUGGGGAAAGGGGUACAGGGAAAGCUCGCUUGCCAUAGGAAAAACUCUCGUAGCAGCUCCUCCAUUGAGCUGUCAUGUAAUGGUGGUAACGAUCGAGAUCUGCUGCAGCACCCGCACUUCCUGUAUAUUAUGGUAGCGUGUGGAGGGGGUGCUCUCCUUCUGGCCAUUAUUGCCUCACUGAUCACAUGCUGCUGCAUGAAGAGCAAGCAUCAUUUCACUCCAGUGCCUGCGGAAGAUGAAAAGGAUGAGGGGAUAACCCUGUCUGCCAUUUCCAGUGAAGAACCAAAGAGUCCUCCUAAUGGAGACCACUGUGAAACCACAGAUGCCCUUGUUGGCAGCACCAAUCCUGGUCCUGAGACCUGUGAGAGUUUUAAACCAGAGCACAAGAUGGAUCCAAAUCCUACAGUUCAACCUAAGCUGGUAUUGGAGACUAAAACAGAAGAAAAUGUUGAAACAGAGUUUCGAGAAGUCAUGGUUGACACUGAAGCCCUGGAAACGGUGGAUGAUUGUUUCCCUGAUCCUAUUGAUGCUUGAUCAGAUGUGUUCCCUUUAACCUUUCCUACAGUCUAGGGAAUUGGUGUUUCUUCAUUCCAUGAUGUUAUCUCCAUAAUAAUAAUGUCCUUUAAAAAACACCUGCCUACAGUUAGCCAAAUCUACAAAUCCACCUAAAAAUAGUCCUCAUGGGCCAAUGUGGUAUCCUUGCUCCAUGUAGCAAUUAGAUUUCGAAUUAAAUAUGACAGAUCUAUGUGAAAGACCUUUAACCUUCAAACAAUCUGAUGAAUUUUUCCUGUCUCUAUGACAAUCCUCAGGCUUCUC